AUGGCGACGAAUGAACCACGUCCACCGCGCAAGCGAAAGGUCGCAGAAAUCACCCCGCCGGACGUAGGUAAGUCGGUCGAAGAAACCAGCCGGACCUAUUAUGUUUUGGAAGAAGGAAGGUAUGUUCCUGUUAAAAAAGGAUCCGACGUCCCACCACCAGCACCAGCACCAGAACCAGAUUCAGAUGAGGAUGUUGAUCCGGUUCUGGAAGCAGAGUAUGAUCGUCAAAUUCAAGAAUCCGAUGGAUUUGAUCUUAACGUAUGUAUACCAAAUGGUUCGUUGUUCCUUAUAAAUUUCAUGAUCAUCAUGAGGGGCUCAAACUUUGGGUUGUUGCGGGUAGAGAAAUAUAAUGUUAUGUUCACCGGAUUGACGACUUACUUUAUAACUGCUGACGUUAUUGAUCCAUCCAGCAAUUCGUCUUUUGUUUUCCAAACGUGUGUUACGCAAACUUCGUGGCGCAACAACGAAGAUUUCAAAAUAGAGGCUGAACUUUGUAGGCUUAAACCCGAUACUCACGGUUCUAAGGCCGAGGUCGAGGGUUGUCCUUGGGAUUCUGAAGCAAUUCAUGAUUUCUACAAAGGUGGUCUGAAUUGGCUUCAGGAUGAUGCUUUGGUGCAAUCUAGUGAUAAGCAACAUCCUCAUUUGUACGAGCUUCAAGACACAGACAUUCGCGAAUAUGAUUGGCUUAAUAUGUAUGCUGACUACGCAUUUUAUACGCUGUGGGAAAAUGGCUGGAAAAAGCUCAAGUUUGCUACGCCUCUGGAGAUCAAAAAGGUCGUUGUACAAACUCAUGAAGCCAUGGAGCCAAAGGAAAUGCUCAAGGCCGGGAAUGUAGUCUUCUAUAUUAAUUUCAGGGACUGUGGUCUGACUGAAGAACACCGAGCGGUGGCAAGAAGAACCACAGAUGGGCAUCCGGCACACCUUUGUCUUGAAGUUAAGUUUCCGGUUGGGGACUUGUCGACCUGCUCUAUUGACUAA
Molecule: messenger RNA, 978 nt
Organism: Camelina sativa (false flax)
Lineage: Eukaryota; Viridiplantae; Streptophyta; Magnoliopsida; Brassicales; Brassicaceae
Source: RefSeq, a predicted model, not a curated record